AUGCGGACUCUCCGCAGGUUGAAGUUCAUGAGUUCGCCCAGCCUCAGUGACCUGGGCAAGAGGGAGCCGGCCGCCGCCGCCGCGGACGAGCGGGGCACCCAGCAGCGCCGGGCCUGCGCCAACGCCACCUGGAACAGCAUCCACAACGGGGUGAUCGCCGUCUUCCAGCGCAAGGGGCUGCCCGACCAGGAGCUCUUCAUCCUCAACGAGGGCGUCAGGCAGCUGCUGAAGACAGAGCUGGGGUCCUUCUUCACCGAGUACCUGCAGAACCAGCUGCUGACGAAGGGCAUGGUCAUCCUGCGGGACAAGAUCCGCUUCUACGAGGGACAGAAGCUGCUGGACUCGCUGGCCGAGACGUGGGACUUUUUCUUCAGCGACGUGCUGCCCACGCUGCAGGCCAUCUUCUACCCCGUGCAGGGCAAGGAGCCGUCGGUGCGCCAGCUGGCCCUGCUGCACUUCCGCGACGCCAUCACGCUCAGCGUGAAGCUGGAGGACGCGCUGGCCCGCGCCCACGCCCGCGUGCCCCCCGCCAUCGUGCAGAUGCUGCUGGUGCUACAGGGCGUGCACGAGGCCCGCGGUGUGACCAAGGACUACCUGCGCCUGGAGACGCUGGUGCAGAAGGUGGUGUCGCCCUACCUGGGCACCUACGGCCUCUGCUCCGGCGAGGGCUCCUUUGCACACUCCUGCGUCCUCGAGAAGCACCUGCUGCGCCGGUCCCGCUCGGGGGACGUCCUGGCCAAGACCCCGGUGGUGCGCUCCAAGAGCUACAACACGCCGCUGCUGAACCCCGUGGCCGAGCACGAGGCGGAGGGCGCGGCGGGCGGGGGCGCGGGCGUGCGCAGGCACUCCGUCUCCGAGAUGCCCUCCUGCCCCGACGCGCCCGGCCCCGGCCCCGGCCCCGCGGACGACCGCGCGCCCUCCCCGGGCAGCCAGUCGGGGCCCUGCCCCAGCAGACUGCAGCCCCCGCCGCGGCCCCCCGGGCCCGGGCCCGCCGGCGGCUCCCCGGCCCCCAGCCCCGAGCAGAUGGUGGACCGCAUCCUGGAGUCCGCGGACUCGGACAGCGAGGGCAUCUUCAUCGACUUCGGCCGGCGGGGCAGGGCGGGCGCCUCCGCGUUCGAGGGGGACCGGGGCCGGCAGAGCUUCGUGUGA
Molecule: messenger RNA, 1149 nt
Organism: Pipistrellus nathusii (Nathusius's pipistrelle)
Lineage: Eukaryota; Metazoa; Chordata; Mammalia; Chiroptera; Vespertilionidae
Source: the annotation of a GenBank genome assembly